This is a messenger RNA of Neolamprologus brichardi, 8645 nucleotides long. NCBI's taxonomy places the organism in Eukaryota, Metazoa, Chordata, Actinopteri, Cichliformes, Cichlidae. The record is from RefSeq and is a predicted model, not a curated record.
GGAACGUUGGGUGCGUUCCCGGAGCAACAGGGAAGAUGGCAGCCCUCACAUCUCUAACCCAGUUGUCCAGUGGGAACCCUGUAUAUGAGAACUUUUACAGGCAGGUGGAUCCUGGGAAUACAGGGAGAGUAGGACCAACAGAAGCUGCUCUUUUCUUAAAAAAGUCUGGACUCCCUGACCUUACUUUGGGAAAGAUCUGGGAUUUGGCUGAUCCUGAUGGCAAAGGCUACUUGGACAAACAGGGGUUUUAUGUGGCUCUACGACUGGUUGCCUGUGCUCAGAACAGUCUGGAAGUCAGCUUGUCCAGUCUCAGCCUAACAGUCCCUCCUCCGAAGUUUAAGGACACCAGCAGUCCAUCUCUAAGCAGCACAGUCUCUGUUCCUGCUGAAUCGCACUGGGCUGUCAGGCCAGAGGAGAAGAAUAAAUUUGAUGGGAUUUUUGAAAGUCUGGCUCCAGUCAACGGCCUGCUGUCAGGAGAGAAAGUCCGCCCAGUCUUAAUCAACUCCAAGCUACCUCUGGAUGUCCUUGGGAAGGUUUGGGACCUGAGUGACAUAGACAAGGAUGGCCACCUAGACAAAGAUGAGUUUGCAGUGGCCAUGCACCUGGUGUACCGGGCCUUGGAAAAAGAGCCUGUUCCUGCACUCCUCCCCUCUGCUCUCAUCCCUCCAUCUAAGAGGAAGAAGAGUCUCAGCUCUGUGGCCAGCUCUUUACCUGGACUGCCUGCAAGCCCUCCUCCACCUAAAGAUUCUCUACGUUCCACACCCUCCCAUGGCAGCAUGAACUCACUCAACAGCACUGGCAGCCUGUCACCUAAACACACACUCAAGUCUGGACAGCAUUCAGUGAACUGGGUGGUCCCUGUGUCAGAGCGUGGCCGCUAUGACGAUAUCUUCCUAAAGACGGAUGCUGACAUGGAUGGUUUUGUCAGUGGACAGGAAGUAAAGGAGAUCUUCAUGCAAUCUGGACUUUCUCAGACUCUUCUUGCCCAUAUAUGGGCUUUAGCAGAUACAAGGCAGAUAGGCAAGCUGACCAGGGAGCAGUUUGCCCUCUCCAUGCAUCUUAUCCAGCAGAAAGUCAGUAAGGGCAUUGAUCCUCCACAAGCCCUGACUGCCGAUAUGAUUCCACCUUCUGAAAGAGGCACUCCACUACCAAGUAUGUCAGGAUACAUUACUCCAGUGGGAUCUGAGAUGGCUGCUCUGUCAGAAAUGAGGCGGGACAGCUCUAGUUCAGUGGGUUCAGGAGAGUUCACUGGCAUCAAGGAGUUGGAUGACAUCAGCCAGGAGAUAGCUCAGUUGCAAAGGGAGAAGUACACUCUUGAGCAGGACAUCAGGGAAGCAGAGGAGGCUAUCAGACAUAAGAGUGCCGAGGUGCAGGAAAUGCAGAAUGACCUGGACAGAGAGACAACCAGCCUGCAGGAGUUAGAAGCUCAGAAACAAGAUGCCCAGGACCGGCUGGAGGAGAUGGACCAGCAGAAACACAAAUUAGAAGACAUGUUGAAUGAAGUCCGGAUUAAGUGCCAGGAAGAGUCUCAGAUGAUCUCAAGCCUCCAGACUCAAAUCCACUCCCAGGAGUCAGACUUGCUAAACCAGGAAGAAGAGUUGAGCCGGGCCAAGGCUGACCUGGGCCGGCUGCAACAAGAGGAGAAUCAGCUGGAGCAAAGCCUGGCCGCAGGAAAGAUUCAACUAGAGACCAUCAUCAAGUCUCUGAAAGCAACCCAGGAUGAGAUCAACCAGGCUCGCAGCAAGCUGUCACAGAUUCAAGAUAGUCAACAGGAAGUGUCUAAAAGCAUUGAGCAGUACAACAGCACCUUGAAUGGAAACCAUGGAGGCAGCAUGACCAACUUGGCUGACAUGAGUGAAGGCUUCAGUGACCGAGAGAAUGGAGGAUUUCCAGCCAUGGUGAGAGCAGUACAGGAGGACCCAUUCAAAGUGAAGCCAUCUGUGUUUAACAGUCAACCUCAGGGGCUUCCCACUGACCCCUUCCAGUCUGAAGACCCCUUCAAAACAGACCCAUUCAAAGGCGACCCUUUUCAGAAUGAUCCUUUUGCAAAGCAGCCACCAGUACCCACAGAUCCAUUUGGAGGAGACCCCUUCAAAGAGACAGAUCCAUUCAAGGCUUCAUCAGAAGACUUCUUCAAGAAAACCACAAAGAUGGAUCCCUUCUCCACACCAGACCCUUUCAGUAAAAGUGCCACUUUACCCUCCAAGCAACCUACUACCUUCACAAGCAGUGACCCAUUUUCUUCAAGCCAUCAAAAACCUAAAGGAUCAGACCUCUUUGGCACACUGGACCCGUUUGGCAGCAGUUCAUUCAACAGCAGUAACACUUCUGUUGGAUUUGCAGACUUCAGCCACAUGUCGAAGUCCAGAGACCCUUUUGAAGGAAGGGCCACCUGGCUUCCAGACUACCAGAAGCCAGUGUUUGUGGAUGAUCCAUUCAGCAGGAAGAAUGACAUGCCGGCUCUGCCUCCAAAGAAAAGUGUUCCCCCAAGGCCCAAGCCACCCAGUGGUAAGACCACACCAGUGAACAUGACUGGUUCAUCUGACUCUUCCAAACCCUGUGAUCCUUUCAAACCAUUCAGUGGCGAGGUCAUUGACCCUUUUCAGAGUAAAAAGGGCCUGGGAGACCCAUUCAGCGGCAAAGACCCUUUUGUCUCAUCCUCAGCAUCAAGUAAACCCACUAAAGGCUCUACUUUGGGUUUUACAGACUUCAAUUCUUUUGGAAACGAGGCUCAGCAGUUAGAAUGGGCUAAACGUGAAAGCGAGCGUGCAGAACGUGAGCGGCUGAAGAGACUCAGACAGCAGGAACAGGAGGACCUGGAACUGGCCAUUGCCCUCAGUAAAGCAGAGAUGUCCAAUGCAUGACCUGGAGGUCCCACUACAUGUGAAUACUUGUAUAGCCAUAGUGAGGCUAACCUGCAGACAAAGGUGACUGACUGAAAUAUUAAGACAUGAAACGCAUCACUGAACUAAUUACUGCACACACACUCACACAGAACUCCACACUCAGUGACUUUAUUGGAUUGGAAGAAAACAAGAAACUUUCAGACAAGUUUGGAUGAUGGCCCUGCAAACAGAAAAAAAAACAGUAAAACAGAAUCGUGGGUUGCAAAACAUCAUUGAAAAACGGGUGCUGACAUGAAGAAAAGGGGAACUGAAAUAUAAAGACGUGGAAAGAAAGCUGCUUGGUAGAAAGAGUGUACAGGCCCCAUAGUAGCUACACGGUAAUGUUGUUUUACCGAUUAGGGAGACUAGCUAAUCGCUGCACGACAGUUUGUAUCACGUCAUGUUUCUUUGUUUUGUUUUUUAAGCUACACUCACCAUAUGGAAACAAACCUUGCUGUCAUUAAUAGACGAGCAGAUGACCUUUUCUUUUGUUGUAACAAUCAGCAGCAAAGAAAUUGCCCCUGUAAUUCUCAGAAGGGACUUGUAAAUUGGUUGUAUCAUUUAGUUAAUGAAAUUACAUGAUGUAGUAAGUAUGUCAGUUAAUAUUCAGUGCUAAUGCAUAGAAUGAGGUUUAAAUUCCUAUUUGGUAUAGAGAGGCUUAUAGAAAGGACUGGAUUCAUUCAGUAAUACUCAUUAGGGGAGGGUUUAAAAAAUCGAUUUCCCCGAUUCAAAUCGAUUUUUGUUUGAAUAAAGCGAUAUCGUGUCAUUAAAUCCUGAUUCGAUUUUUAAUUAUUUUUAAGUAUUUGGUCAGAAACGACAAAAUCUCAGCUUAAAGCUCACAAAAUGACUUCAACAACCACAAAACAGCAAAUGAGAGCAGUUAAACGAAUUCUGCGAAAAGACGUAAACACAAAGCGCGGAUCGUUCACCCAAAGAUCUGCGCACAGACACGCCGUCAGGUGCUGAAAGCAAACAGAUUCUGAAGUCGCAGGUUUUGCCACUUUCCGACCAAAAUUCACUGAUAGGCAGCAAAAAAAGAUCAAAACUACGCUUCACGUGUGGAAAACAUCGUCGUGAAUUCCCUCUUACUUUACAGUUUUGCUUCCACUGCGAUAAAAAUCACACUUCCUGCACGGCUCUCUCUCUCAGUCUAUUUCAAGAACAGUUUCCAAUCUGAAAUCUGUUUUCUGCAUUAUGUACAAUUUUAUGUACAGCGCUGUUUUUUUUUCUCUGUAACUUUGCUCUGCUUCACAUCAGCAGCGUCAGGUAAUGUUUAUAUGCAGAUUCAUGGUUUUCUUCUGUUUUUGUUCAACUGCAGAAUAUUUUUCAGGCGGUUGUCUGCUUUAAAAAGCCAGGCCAGGAAAAUCUCCUUCAUGCUUUUCUGUGUUUUAUCCUCAGUUACUUUGACACAAAGUCACCUGCUGUGAUGCUCAAACCUUUGAUGUGUCAGCUUUUUAUACAUAGAUAUAAAAAUAUGGAUAUGUAUUAAUGAAUGAUCAGAACUAUAAUAUUUCUGACUGUCCGAAUCGAAACUGAAUCGAAUUGAAUCGGGGAUCAAAUCUGGACCUUCUGAGUCAAUCAAUUAUAGAAAUGAGUGACAAUAACCGGCCCUAAUACUCAUUAAAUAUUCUUUUAAGGCCAGACACUUACACUAACAAAGACUGAGAUAAGAAGUGAAAAGAUCGAUAUUAACAGUAUUUUUAAACUGUAUUUAACCACUUUGUUUCAAGCUAGACUAAAGUCAGUGCUUCAUUUUUUCUCAUGACUCCAGGUGAGCUUUUAUCUCCAAAUAUCAGGAUUUAGAGAUUAAACACUUUAACCAGAUAAAGAUUCAGGCAAUCUGGGAUACCAAGAGCCUUAUUAUCCAAUGGUUCCACUGUAUAACAAUUUUAACAGUAAUACCUUAAUGAAAUAUUCCUUCUGUGUACUACUGAAAUUCAAAAGGCCUCAAGGAACCACAGACAAUAUUAUCUUUUCAGGUGUGUGCGUUUAAAUGGCUUCUCUUGUGAAUUUGUCUUUCAGCCUCCAGUUUAAAUGUGACAUAAUGUGAAAACCCACUUUACUUUGUGUUGUGCUUAUUUAUCAUAAAGAAAUAAAUAAUACAGAGCGGGGGAAAGAGACUCAGAAUAGGGUUGUUUUUCUUUGUUACUCUUCUGCCUUGAGUCUGUAGCUUACAUGUUUCUCUUUUUCAGUAUUACGUUUGCCACCCAUCGCAGACGCUCCCUUCCCCUGGCUCAUCAUUUCAGUUUAAAAAAAAUUAUUUUAGCCUGGCAGUGUUUAAGGUAGAGUGUUUAUUGGCUCUUAUUCACAUUAUGGAAAAUGAAGACAUAAAAGUAACAGAAGCUGAGGGAAGCAGCAUGCAUUACAUUGGUUUCCUCUAAUGUGAUAACUACCCAAUGAAUGAAAAUAACUAUGUCAGGAUAUCGACAUAUUCUUUGGAGUGAGAGUAACGUACUGUAAAAAUAUGUUUUCCGUUAUCAUGAGUGAGGUCAUCGUGUAAAGAGUCCUCUGCACUGACCUGUAGAGCUUUCUUGCCGUCUCUGCGGUGUAUAUAGACAGAGCCUAUGCCUCUUCUUGACAACUGUACUCUGAUCACAGUGAUGUGAUAUCAUACCACAUCCAGUAAAUGAAAUAAAAGAUGAGGGAAUUAAUUUUUCAUAUUUCAACUAGUCUGUUUUUUAUUGAUUCUUUUUUAGAAACUGAUGGUUUUAGCCUUGUUUUUAGUUGGUGACUACAGAACAGCAAACAUAAGUUGCAGAUAGAUUUCUGACUGGCAGGAAACUGGAUGUUGAAGAGUGCUAAUUCUUAUGUGACAUAGUUUGAUGUUCCAUAACAACUCACUUUGUUUAUUUUAGGAGUUGUCUCUUUACUUGAACUAUGAACCAAUGCUUAAGGGAGACAGAAAUAAGUUGUUUCUAGAGUUUUGUUUUGUUUUUUAUUUGGAUUUUGUUUUUGUUUUUUUUACUGUCCCAAAAAAGCAGAUUUCAUUGAACUUAACUUCUGAGCUGUUAGUGCAAAGCAAAGCUUACUGAUGUGAUCUUUAUACUGUAACAUUGCACUGGAUGCAAUCUGAUGGAACCUAAAAAUGCUUCAGUCAUUCUGAAAUCACUUCAGAUUUGUUGCAAUUGAAUGAAAAUAUAAACUCCUUCUAAUAACAGAAAACACUGGCGUACAUUCUGCUCAACUUGAAAUUUAAUACAUAAAAAAAUGUACUGAAAUGUUCAGGUUGCGUCAGAUUUCAGUCCAAGACUGUGAUGGGAUGGUCCCAAAUAAGAGCUGGCGGCGUGUAAAGGCUUUGUACUGAGUGAUAUGACAGAAUGACCUCCAAUAAGUGUUACACUUGCUUUUCCACUCAUCACGUUGAAAAAAAAUGCUGGUACUAAUGUGGUUACUUUCAUGAUGCAACAUUGAAUAUUUGUUUGUCUUUUUCUUCCCAGAUGUCAGACAUGUUGAAACCGCUUUCCAGGGGGUCAGCAUUAUAUAAAUCCUUGUAAUGUGAAUUCACCAAAAUAGGAGUGAAAAGUGAAGUUAAGGUUGAUAAUGCACCCCUGAUUCUGCGAGUAAGAAGUGUAAACUGCCUCUCACAGCUUUUCUUUGUUAUGUUCACACAUCAAGAGUGUUUCUUUUACUAUAGCUGUUACUGAGCGGUGUCCUUAGUAUGUGAUAAACCUGCUUUCAUCUACUUCUCAGUCAUAAAACACAUGUUGGCUUUUAAGUCUCUGCCAUGAAUAGAAGCCCCCUCGUGUCCGUCCGUUUUCUCAGUUUAAAUAAAACUGUUCAUGAGCUUCUACGCGCCAGCAGCUCGUCAGCUACACACUUGUUCUCACUGCAUUAUAAAAAGUUACAGUUAACUUAAUUGCUAUCGAGUAAAACGCUUAUAGUGUGGUAUAUUAGAAGUUGAAUAAAGAGCUAUGUGUAUUAUCUAAAAGGUGCAGUAUGUUCAAUACCUUACUGCAGAAUUAUUUGCCCCUGUUUUUCACAGUGGCUAGUGGUGUUACUUUUGUUUGUUAACCAGAUUUCUUUCAUUCUUACAGCACAUUGACAUCAGAUCAAGCAUGUAUUGCAACAGCAGUCACCUAACAACUCAUCUAUACUAGCUUGAGAAGCAAUGUGAUCCAAACUUCUUGCUUGAGGCAUCUCUAAACUUGUCAAUGCUGAUUGUGACAUAAUAGUCUGACUGCUUCAUUAAGGUGAUAUCAUAGCAAGAAUGUUCAUGUUUCAAGUCUCCUUUGAGCUGGCCCCUCACAGGUGGAGUUUGACUUUUCGGCUUCCUGCCACAGUUCAAAGACGUGGUUGGUUUGACUUCUACAUAUGCUGUGAUUUUCACACAAAUAGGCUUCAUAACCUAACGUGCUGUAUACCACUGAGGUCACAAUGUGGGUGAUUUGCAUGUGGUACUGAGCCUGAAAGAAGUCUGUAUAGAUACAGCUAGAGGACUGAAGCUUUUGCUAUUCUUCUUGUAACUAUGUGGAACCCACACUGGCUUAAGUGCUAUAGAAGUUUAUUUUUCCCAGAACUAAAGAGAGUGUCCUUUGACUGAGUGUGUAUGUGGAUGGCUCAGCUGAAUUUUGAAAGCAAAACGUGGACUCGUUCUGUAUAUUAUAGGGCAGAGAGGUGCGUUAUCUUUAUAGCACAGCUGACAUUCUGUGGCGGUGUAUAUACUUCAACAAGCUAGGAUGUGAUAUUUUCACACAGUAUAACUAGCAACAUGUAGGAAACAGAGGGACCUGUGAUUACGCCAACGCACUCCUUGAGAAGUAGGGUUGGACAGCAGUUCUGUGGGUUUGAUUCUGACGUUCUGCACCAAUGCUGAAAACAAAACUUGAAAUAUUUCAAAAUUCAGAAAUUAGGGUAUGUGGUGAGAUGGAACAACAUGCAUAUUAUCAUUAGCACCAAGAACUAGCAGCACUCAAUACUCGGUCCUUCUGUAAAAGACCGCAUAUGAUGUGUAUCUGCAAUCACCCCGUCUGCUGUGUACUGCUGUUAACAGACUGGUACCAUUGUUCAUACUGUAUUUGUCAUUAGAUACCUCCAUUGUGCAAUAGAUAUGUUUCUUUUAUUGUUGUUUUAUGUAUAGUCUGAAAGAAGUCUAAUUUUUUAUAUGUUGUGUAUGUUUUUAAUAUAAUUAUUUAUGUAUCCACAGCCAGCCACUCUUCUGACCUGAUUUUCUUCCAAGCAUCAAAAGCCUUUUAUCGCAAAUCCUUUUUUUUUUUUUUUUUAUUUUGAGGAAAAACAAGUAAACACAAUGUUAAUUACUAAAUGUUAUUAAAAUAUCAACAGUGUUAGCAGUUAAGAAAUAUCAGCUUAUGAUUGAUGAUAAGUGUCAAAAUUACAGCUUAACAGUUUCUUUGUUUUAAUGUUCAUUUUAUCAGAAUGGUUCAUGUUUUCUUGUAGUGUGAAACCACUGAAUUCUGUCUUUGCUGGAAUGCUGAUGCUUAAUAUUAAGCAGGCAAAAUGAAUUCAUUGUGUCAUUCGUCAUUUAUUUGAUUUCUUUUCUAACUCUUGUUGUUGUUGCUCUCUCUGCUAUCGACAAAUUAUUCAGCGCUGUUUUUAUAAAAAUGCAUACAGUGCGUGUACGUUCUCUGUAGUAUCAUGUCUGGUAUAUGUGUCCUAACAGCAUAAACAAACGAACCAGUGAAUUUUAGAGGAAAACAUUUGGAACAACGGAUAGAGAACAGAGGUUUACCUAGAAAAGUGAGGAUCUAUAUGGUCUCUAUAUGGUCUGUACUGUUUACUAGAAUAAACAUUUCCAUUAAUGAA